Messenger RNA from Amphimedon queenslandica, 586 nucleotides. RefSeq lists its product as uncharacterized. The record is from RefSeq and is a predicted model, not a curated record. Bases 1 to 510 code for a protein of 169 amino acids. NCBI's taxonomy places the organism in Eukaryota, Metazoa, Porifera, Demospongiae, Haplosclerida, Niphatidae. The transcript is spliced from 4 exons.
AUGGUAACUAAAAGCUUUAGUUUUAGCAAUUAUUGUAACAAUGCAGAAAAGCAAGAUCUCUCAGAUACUAGUAACUAUAACAAUGCAGAAAAGCAGAAUCUCUCACAUACCGGAACUUCAUUAGGCCAGUUAAAUCCAAAAGUUGUCCUUCAGAAAGAAAUUUUUGCUACUAUAUCUCCAAGCCAUCAAGAAGAAAGAUUUGUUCAUUCAAUGAGCACUGAAGAAGCUGGCCCACCACCUGCUUAUGCCUCACAAGAUGAGCUCUGUAUUGGUAUUACAUCUAGUAGUGCAACUUCUUCAGUCACUGAUAUACGCUCCAGGAUAAGCUCUGACCCUUCAUCCUUUCAUCAUCUUAGGGCUCCUCAUUUAUCAAAUACACAACGACAAAUGACUUAUCCUCCUAUUGCUAAUGAAUCACCAACCCUCCUUAUUCCUACUACAGCUCAACCUAAUUCAAUCGAACCAGCAGAACUUUCAAAUACUGGAAAUUUUGUUCCUGGUGAUAAUUAACUGUGACAAUACUAUUUUUGUUUCAUUAUCUAAUAAUUAUGCUUCACACGUAGAUCAACUCAAUUUUGUAAUUAUC